AUUAUUUUACCAUGUUGUUUUUUGUAGUUAUUGAAUAUUGAUGGUAAUGAUUCCACCAAUAAUAUGUUGGUUAAUGCAUUGGAGAAAUCCGCUGCUAAUCAGAGCAAAUAUUUAAACUUCUCCUUGCCAAUGGACAGAAUUUCCUGUUCCAUAGAUGAUCAACGUGAUAAUGCUUUGUCGGCCAGUUUAGCUAAUAGCAGUUUAAUAACACGUUCCUCAGCACCCAUAAACAUUCCGAAUUCGGCUCUUAAUAAUUCUAUAGGUGAUUUUAAUUCCGGUGGUUUUGCUGUCAACAUUCCCUACAGUCCUACCAAUCACUCCAAUCUAUUUAAUGUUGAUGCAUUCAAUUAUGGCGGUUCCAAUUCAAAUAAACUUAGCAAUUCUCUUACGGCUGCUACACAAAAUGAUUGCAGUAAUAAUUUCUUUUUUCCUUCUCAUAUCAUAUCGCCGGGUUUUAAUGAUGGCCUCUCGAUUAGUCCUUCGGUACGUUUGUCGGAAUUGAAUAAUUUAACAGAUGACUUAAAUAGUGGUUCGGUGGGCAAUAGUUUAACCACAAAUAAAAAUGCAUUUUCUUUGCAAUCAUUGCAUACGCAAAAUAAUGGCGAUGUUAGUCGCAUGACUAUGGAAAUGAUGACUAUUAAGGCUCAAUUAUUGAAAUUGACUAGAAGUAUGGAGGAUAUUACAAGGAAGUUCAACUCUGCCAAACAAGAGGCAUUAGAAUGGAAAGAUCGUUAUGAAGCGGCACAAAUACAAAUGAAUUUAUCAUCAGAACUUAGGAAUUUAUCAAUACAAAAACUAAAACAACUACAGUCAAAGUUACGCACAGAUUUGGAAGAUGUUGAAAAAGUUUUAUAUUUGGAAAAUGCUAAAAAAUGUAUGAAAUGUGAAGAAAAUAAUCGCACUGUAACACUAGAACCCUGUAAUCAUUUCAUUCUAUGCGAUUCCUGUGCUACAUCAGUAACAGAAUGUCCCUAUUGUCAAAUGCCAGUAGCAACAACACACACUUAAAGAACAAACUACUAAAAAAAAGUAUAAAUAAGCUUGUUUCAGCAAAAUCUACAAAAGAUAUAAAGUUAAAAGCAGUUUAAUAAUGAAAAAAGGUAGGAAUUUGUUUAAUUUUUCUUUUUUUUUCUUUUUAAUUAAGAAAAAUUGUAUCUAAUUUAUAACUGCGUAUUUCUUUAAAUUAGACUAUACAAUAAUAAUUAAAAU
Molecule: messenger RNA, 1209 nt
Organism: Lucilia cuprina (Australian sheep blowfly)
Lineage: Eukaryota; Metazoa; Arthropoda; Insecta; Diptera; Calliphoridae
Product: RING finger protein unkempt
Exons: 5
Coding region: 64-1008 (314 amino acids)
Source: RefSeq, a predicted model, not a curated record